Conger conger (European conger) is the source of this 2840-nucleotide messenger RNA. RefSeq lists its product as uncharacterized. Bases 308 to 2803 code for a protein of 831 amino acids. Gene Ontology annotation, cellular component: nucleus; microtubule; kinesin complex. The record is from RefSeq and is a predicted model, not a curated record. Gene Ontology annotation, biological process: microtubule-based movement. NCBI's taxonomy places the organism in Eukaryota, Metazoa, Chordata, Actinopteri, Anguilliformes, Congridae. The transcript has 18 exons. Gene Ontology annotation, molecular function: ATP hydrolysis activity; microtubule binding; ATP binding.
AAGCUGGUGCUUGUAGGCCGUCCGUUUCUGCCUACUGCGAACCUAAGGAUAGUGUGUUGGUUCUGAUGUUGGCAUUUGUUUGAACAAUUCAAUCGUUUACUUAACCUAUAUGAAACAAAAACAACGGAAGUGGUGAACCCUUCCAGUUUGUCCAUCGUUGUUUAACUACUUGGCUAUUUCACUUCAGGUGCAAAUAGCAGUGAAAUAUUGUAGCAUAUAUGUGCUAAGUUUAAUUGAAUUUUUAAAGUGCAUACAUUUUAUGUGAAUAAGUAGUUGCCCAUAUAGGCGGAUUGUAUUGUAUCCAGAAAUGUCGACAUUAAUCGACUUGACGUGUGAAGGCACUGUUCUAGUCCAUUCUGAUAUGGACGCAAUGGAAUCAACCUGCAAUGAGCUGCAUGUCUGUAAUUCACAUAAAGGAGGCCUAUCAGACAUUUCUACGAUAUCUUCAAUUGUUUCUACUCAGAGUGAGACCACAAGCAAUUCUGGGCAACAUCAGUUGAAGGUCUACCUAAGGGUCAGGCCAUUUUCCAAAGAAGAAAUGUCUAGCAAUGAAGACCAGGGCUGUGUCAUUUUCGAAAGUACUCAGACUGUCUUGCUGCAGGCUCCAAGGGGAUCAGCAACUUUAAAGAGCAGUGAAAGGGGAAUUGGACAGGCUAUGCAUAAAUUCUCUUUUUCUCAGAUCUUUGGACCUGAAGUUGAUCAAGCAAAUUUUUUUGAUGGCACCAUAAAAAGUCAAGUGCAUGACUAUCUGGAAGGGAAGAAUGCUCUGAUCUUCACUUAUGGGGUGACGAAUGCUGGCAAAACUCACACGAUACAAGGAUCUCACAAAGACCCUGGACUUUUACCUCGUGCUCUUGAUGUGAUCUUCAGUCACAUUAAAGGGAAGCUAUACGACCAAAUGAACUUAAAGCCAUAUCUCAGCAGUGACGUACAGUUUCUAGAUCCUAGUCAUGUCAAAUUGGAGAAAAAUGAGAAAGCUGCACUAUUUGCAUUGCUGAAGGAGGAAGAUGAUCAGCGUUCAAAAGCAGAUGGAAGUUUGGCCAAUACGUCAUCCUCUUCGGCAUCCAGUUUGUCAUUUUCAUCCAUUUCUUAUGACCAAACGGUUGACUCUACUGAUGCAGCUUCUGAAAAGUUCUCCAUGUGGGUCUCCUUCUAUGAAGUCUACAAUGAGGCUGUGUAUGACCUGCUGCAGCCUGUCCCAUCUGCCAAGAACAAGAAACGCAGUGCGCUGAGAGUCUGUGAAGACAAAACGGGCAAUUCUUAUGUCAGAGAUUUAAAGUGCAUCAAUGUCCAAAACUCAGAAGAAGCUUGCAGAAUUCUGAAAAUUGGGAAUAAACACAGAAGUGCUGCUUCCACAAAGUUGAACCAGUCCUCGAGUAGAAGCCACAGUAUAUUUACCAUCAAACUCUUGAAAAUUGAUGGCUCUCAAGUUCAGAGGAUAUCAGAGCUCUCUCUCUGUGACUUGGCUGGUUCUGAAAGAUGCAAUAAGACCAAGACUUUUGGCGAGCGCUUGAAAGAAGCAGGAAACAUCAACAAUUCCCUGCUAAUUCUGGGAAAGUGUAUCGCAGCACUACGUCACCACCACAGUGAUCGAAUGAAGAACAACUACAUUCCCUUUCGUGAGAGCAAACUUACCCGGCUCUUUCAGUCUGUGUUCUGUGGGAAGGGCAGAGCCUGUAUGAUCGUAAACAUAAACCAGUGUGCCUCUACCUAUGAUGAAACUCUGCAUGUCAUGAAAUUUUCAGCUGUUGCCAAGCAGGUGGUCCAGAUCAUUCCUACAAAACCUUUGGAGCAUCUGGCACCCAGACUGGUGGGAAGGGAUGGAAAGCCUCUGGUGAAGAAUGGCAUCAUCGAUGGGGAAGCUCUGGAGUGUUACCUCUCCGAGGAGGAGUUGCUGGAUGAGGACGAUGAAGCCGAAAUGUCCAUCCUGCCUCAGGAGGACCUUCUGAAUGUUAUCGAUAAUCUGAAAGAGAAGCUGUUGGCAGAGAGGCGCAGAAACCUGGUCCAGGAGAUCGAGAUCCGUAAGGAGAUGGGUGACGCCAUGCUGCAACAGCUGAUGGAGAGCGAGGAACUGAGGAGCCGGCAGAUGGCUGAACUAAAGGAAAGCUAUGAGGAGAAGCUGGAGAACACCUUUGAGCUGUACAAGGAUGCCCUCAAAGACCAUGCCUACCAGUGUGCCCUGGAGCGGAUCGAGGACGAGUACGUGCAUGCGGAUGAGUUUUUUGCCGAACAGCAGAAAACUGAGGAACUGAAGAGAAAGCUGGUGGAGGCAGAGCACGGGCUGCAGAGUUCUGCACCACACCCGGCCGUGGUUACCAUGGAGAGUGCCUCUCAGUGCUCCCCAGAGCCGGUUCAGGAGACUGCUGCAGAUUUCGAGAGAUACCAGAUACUCUAUGAUGCUAAAUGUGCUGCUGAAAAUCUCUGUAAAAAGAAAGAGGAGAUUAUUAAUUCCUUGGAAAAUAAGAUCGAGGAGCUGUCUGAAACCCUUCAGGAAGCCGGGGAGAGCUUUAUGGAAAAAUCGGCUGAAAUCGAAGCACUACAAAAGAGCCUUGCUGGCCAGGGCCUUGAAAUCAAUAGACUGCAGAGGGACUUGGCUGAAAAGGAUACUUUAGUUGCAUCUCUGACAGAAGAACUUGCAAAGCUUUCAAAGGGGCAGACCAACCAAUCUAAACCCCGAAGGGGUCUGCUAGCAAACAUUAAGGAGUCGGUCACAUCUCCCAGAAGGGGACCCCUCAGUAGGACCCUAAGGAAGUCUGUAAGAGCUGCUUCCUCUUCGAGUGCCAAGAAAAUGCCAUUCCAUUAAAUUUUAACCUUUAUUCUUUUUUUUUUUUUACAAUUAA